Messenger RNA from Pangasianodon hypophthalmus (striped catfish), 2922 nucleotides. RefSeq names its product UDP-N-acetyl-alpha-D-galactosamine:polypeptide N-acetylgalactosaminyltransferase 14 (GalNAc-T14) (gene galnt14). The record is from RefSeq and is a predicted model, not a curated record. Gene Ontology annotation, cellular component: Golgi apparatus. The transcript has 16 exons. Bases 35 to 1732 code for a protein of 565 amino acids. NCBI's taxonomy places the organism in Eukaryota, Metazoa, Chordata, Actinopteri, Siluriformes, Pangasiidae.
UCGUGUUCAGCGUGCAGCGUCAGACUGUUCCAGGAUGAGGGAGGAUGAGGGAGGAUGCAGCUCGAGCAGAGGACAGAAGAUGAAGAAGCUCUCUCGAAAGCUGGCGCUGGCUGCAGCUGCUGUCUUCUGGAUCGCAGCUUUGCUCUAUGUGAUCCUCCUGAACAGUCGGAGAAUACCUGAGCAACACACAGACACACAGAAAGAGGAGGAGAUAUCAAAUACAGAAUGGGAUGAUCUCUUGGAUGAGUUCGAAGAGAAGAACUACCUCAACACUCACAGGUGGAAGCCAGGCCAAGAUCCCUACAGUCAGUAUGCCUUCAAUCAAAGAGAGAGCGAGCGGAUCCCCAGCAACAGAGCUCUUAAAGACACCCGACAUUACAGGUGUACAGCACUGCACUAUGACACCGAGCUGCCGUCCACCAGUAUCGUGAUCACACUGCACAACGAGGCACGCUCCACUCUACUGCGCACACUGAGGAGUGUGCUGAAUCGGACGCCUGUGCAUCUGAUUCACGAGAUCAUCCUGGUGGAUGACUUCAGUGAGGAUCCAAAUGACUGCCUUCUUCUCACCAAGUUACCUAAAGUCAAGUGUCUUCGUAAUAAACGAAGAGAAGGGUUGAUCAGGUCCAGGGUUCGAGGGGCAGAUGCUGCUGAAGCAGAAGUCCUCACCUUCCUCGACAGCCACUGUGAGGUCAACAAAGACUGGCUGCCUCCACUGCUUCAGCGGGUCAAAGAGGACCCAAGCUGUAUCGCCAGCCCAGUGAUCGACAUCAUCAACAUGGACUCAUUUGCCUACGUUGCUGCUUCCUCGAACCUGCAGGGUGGCUUCGACUGGAGUCUCCAUUUCAAGUGGGAACAGCUGUCUGCUGAGAAGAGAGCCAAGAGAGUCGACCCCACAGAACCCAUUAAGACACCCGUUCUUCCUGGAGGGCUCUUUGUGAUCAACAAAUCCUGGUUCAACCACCUGGGGAAAUACGACACAGCCAUGGAUAUCUGGGGAGGAGAGAACUUUGAGAUCUCGUUCAGAGCGUGGAUGUGUGGGGGAAGUCUGGAGAUUGUCCCAUGCAGCAGAGUUGGCCAUGUUUUCCGCAAGAAACACCCAUACAUCUUUCCAGAUGGCAAUGCCAAUACUUAUAUUAAGAACACAAGACGUACUGCUGAGGUGUGGAUGGAUGAGUUUAAAAUCUUCUAUUACUCUGCUCGACCGGCAGCCAGGGGCAAGUCCUAUGGAGACGUUCGUGGUAGACAAGAGCUAAGAAAGAGUCUGAAAUGCAAAUCCUUCCAGUGGUAUUUGGACAAUGUCUAUCCAGAGCUCAAAGUUCCAGAUAAUUCACAUUCAAAAUCUGGAGUGAUCCAGCAAAGGCAGAACUGUCUUGAAGCUCAGCAAGCUGAGGAACAGGAUGUUCCAGUGCUCACGCUCGCCCCAUGCAUCAGCACCAAAGCUGCCAACCAGGAGUGGAUCUACACACAUGGACAGCAGAUUCGGCAGCAGCACGUCUGCCUGUCCGUCUCUACCACACUGCCUGCCUCACAGAUCCUACUCGUGCCCUGCAACAUCAGCGACAGCAAACAGCGCUGGCAGAAAACAGGCACCCACCUGGAGCACCAGGUGUCACACUUCUGUCUGGACAGUGAGAUGGCUUUGGAUGGUGUGGACAGCGGCGGGAUUUUGGUGAUCAGCCCAUGUGAGCUCUCAGUGCAAACACAGAGAUGGGAAAUGCCUUUUUCUUGAUCCUGAGCUUCUCCAGGCCAAACAGUGAGAGAGGCUCCUGUGUGUAAGACAACACAACAGGGAAGACAACAACAAUCUGCUGCACAUGCAGUCACUUCCAUUGUCUGUAGCUCAACAGGAUCCCUGAAGUGUAAGUAAGAACAGAAAUGAGCAGCUGGGCAGAUGUGCAAACUCAAGCAAGACCUUUAAAAUAACAGUGGAGAAUGAAGAAGUACAGAAAACACACACACACAUACACACACACACACUGUAGAGUGAAAAAGUAUUUGCCCUCUUCCUGAUUUCUUCUAUUUUUGCAUAUUUGUCGAUUUUUUUGAGAUCUUCAAACAAAGAAAACACAAAAAUACAGUUUUUAAAUUAUUGUUUUAUUUAUUGAAGAAAAAGGUUUAUGUGGUGAGAAAGUAAUUGCCCCCUUUGUUACUCAAUCAACCAACUAACCAAAUCUAAUUGAUAACUGCAUUCAAAUAGACUAGACACACCGAGGCUUGAUUACUGCCAGGCCUGCUGAAUCUAAACAUCAGUGUGAAGCCAACAAGCAGCAACAAGCAAAAACCACUGCUAAUAAAAAGGAACAUAAAAGCUCAUCUCACAUUUGCCAAAAAACACCUUGAUGACCCCAAGCCUUUUGGUAUAAUGUUCUGUGGACUGACGAGUUAACAGUGGAACUUUUUGGAAGACAUGUUACAUCUGGCCUAAAGCUAACUCAGCAUUCCACAAUAAGAGCAUGUGAAACAUGGUGGGGGUAGUGUGAUGGUGUGGGGAUGCUUUGCUGCUCUCCAGCAGAAAACCCUGUCAGGUCAUCAGUCCAUGAUCUGAAGCUCAAGCGCAGUAGGAUUAUGCAGCAAGACAACGAUCUGAAGCACAAGAGCAAGUUCACCUCCGAUUGGCUCAAAAGCAUGAAAAAUGAAGGUUCUGGAUUGGUCUAGUCAAAGUUCUGAAUUGAACCCCAGUGAGAUGCUGUUGCAGGACCUUAAACAGACAGUUCAUGCUGAAAAGCCCUCCAGUGUUGUUGAAUUAAAGCAAUUCUGCAAAAUUCCUCCACAGCGAUGUGAAAUAUCAGUUAUCAGAAGCAUGUGAUAAAAGUGAUAAGGAAAUCAGGGAGGGGGCAAAUACUUUUUCAUGGCACUGUGUGUAUGUGUGUGUGUGUGUGUGUGUGUGUGUGUGUGUGUGUGUGUGUGUGUGGUUAUCCC